Molecule: messenger RNA, 8051 nt
Organism: Sesamum indicum (sesame)
Lineage: Eukaryota; Viridiplantae; Streptophyta; Magnoliopsida; Lamiales; Pedaliaceae
Source: RefSeq, a predicted model, not a curated record
UCAGAGAUAUGUAAUGGAGGUGAGAAGAGAGUAUUACAUCCUGAUUUUUGGACAAAGGCAUAAUAAUUCAUGUGGCAAACGUCACCACACGGUGGUAUAAAAAUGCAACCCGCCUUAACAAUAUUUCACUGUUAAUUUAUGAAAAAAGUUGUAGUUUUUAUUACUAUCUGGUUUCACUAGUGUUUAGAAGAGGUGCAGUGUGCAAGGGCCGAGGGGCACCUUCUCAUCUACAGACCGCGGUUGCAGACGGUGUCUCCACUCUCCACUCACGUACUCCGGAAUUUCAAUAGCCUCAGGGGCAGUCAAGUGGUGGCUCUGUGGGUUUGAGAUUCAAUUGAAUUGGAGGUUAGGGUUAGGGUUUCAUGUGGUGGAGGAUUGGAAGUUGAAACCCUAGGGUUCAGGGAUGGAUAAGGAGGAGAACAAAAUGGGUCUAAAAAGAAAGUCUAAAUCUUUGGGGACAUUGGUUGAUUCAGAUGAUGAUGAGCCUAUUGGGACACUGUUAAAGCUUAAAGGCAAAAGAAAUUCCAAGAAAAGUAAGCUGGUGGCGGAUGCUGGUGGAAACAAGGUUAAAGGGGUUGAAAAGAUGGAUGUGGAGGAUAAAGAAUUGGGUGGUAUGGAUGACACAUUGGCAAGUUUUAGGAAAAAAUUGAGGGGUUCCAAAAAGGAUGGUGGAUCCACAGUUGUGGCUACAAAAGACUUGAACAGCAAUGCUGUGGAGCCAUCAUGCCUUCUUGAUGAGUCUGCAAAGUAUAAGGAAUUGGAUUCAAAUUUGAUGCCUGAGGGACAGAAAAGGGGCCUGGGGGGCACUCCAAGUGGAUCUUCUGGGGACGCAACUGUAAUUGAGGGUUUAAAAGUGAAGGCUAAAAUAAAAAAUAAGAGAUCGAAGGUCAAUUCAGAUGCCAAGAUAAUUGGGAACUCCAAAAUGGAUGAUGGUCUUGACUACAGUAAAUCUGGAAAUGAUGCAUUGCAGCAUGAAAAAGAGACUGCUUCAGAGUCUGAGGCGGAAGUUCUAGAGGAUUCCUUAUCUGCCUUUUUCCAGAAGGUGCACUCCGGGAUGAUUUCGAAAUCUCGUAGUUCUUCAAGAGUGAAGCAGGGAAAGGAAACUCAAGCAUCCAAUGAUGAGUCAAGACCAGAUUCAGGUGAUGCUUUAGAGGCUCGUGUUGGGAAAUCUCAAUCUGCUUCAGAUUUUGUCAAGGAAGCUUCUGAUCAAGGUCCCACAAAAUCAACCUUGAUUUGUCCGAGGCUUGAUGAUCAUUUACCAGAAGUCUUAAAUCGUACUCCCGGGAAUUCGAUUGGUUCAAAACUAGGGCUUUGUUCUAGUCCACUGGAUUCCAGUCAGAUACAAAGACCUACUGAGUGCAUGGAUGAUUCAUCUUUCAAACUAAUUUCAGAGAAUUCAACUUCCAUAUCAUUGGUCCAAAGUUCUUCUUCUAGUCUGAGGGCAUGCUCUGGUAAGAGCGCUGGGGUUGAAGAUGGCAAAACUGACUCUUUAGCCUCUCAAGCAAUUGGGAAUCAACCAGGUUCCACAAAUGAGCCCCCUGGUUUGAACAAUAUCCCUGACAGAAAUAAUGAGGUACCCCAUUGCAUGGAAGCAAAGGAUUUGGGGUUGUCGACAUCCUUAUGUGAAGGCAUAGCAAGAAGUACUGAUGAUGUGAAACUAGAUUGUGGGCUCGAUACUGACUUGGUCCCGAAAUAUUCUGGUGAAGUACAGCUUCGUUCAUCACCCCCUGCGUUUAGUAGGGCACAUGAUGGCCCACUUAUUGUUCUAGGUAAGUGCUUUCAAGGGACAGAUCAUGCACCAUUUGAUUCACAAGAGGCAGACGGUCAAGUAUCUGAGUGUAGGUUAUCGCCAGGGUCAGGGAGUGAAAUCCUCAAAUAUGAAGUGGCCUUCAGAAAGCAUAAGAAUGACUCACACAGAGCUGUUGAUGAAUCAGAACAUGUUUUGGAGCCCUCUGGUGUAUUGCCAGAAGGUGCAUGCCCUCGAAACAGUAACUAUCAUUCUGAGGAUGAAGAGGUUAAUGGGACCUCUUCCCCAUCUAUUAUGCUGGAUCACCAAGGAACCUGUGCAGACGACAGGGGACCCCUGGCUGACACUGAAACUAAAGAAAGUAGCCUGUCAGUUGGACAGCGAGCGCCACGCAAUGCCAAGAAGCACAGACAUGGGGACAUGGCUUAUGAGGGUGAUAUUGAUUGGGAUGUUUUGAUGCAGAGCCAAGAAUUUUUCAUAAACCAUCAGACUGUAGAUAAAACAAGAGACAAAUCCAAUUCAUCGUCUACUGCUGUGGAUGCUGAAAAUGGCAAAGCAGCAGCUGUAGCAGUAGGGCUGAAAGCUCGGGCGGUUGGUCCCCUUGAGAAAAUCAAGUUUAAAGAAGUGUUAAAGCGCAAAGGUGGACUUCAAGAAUAUCUGGAGUGCAGGAACCAUAUCUUGAGUGUUUGGAACAAAGAUGUCAGGCGCAUUUUGCCACUUUCAGACUUUGGUGUGUCUGAUGCUCCUGUGAUGGGUGAAAGCUCACGUGCUUCUCUGAUUAGAGAUAUCUUUACCUUUCUCGAUCAAUGUGGUUAUAUAAAUUUUGGAGUGCCUUCGGGAAAGGAGAAGGUGGGAAAUAACAUCAAGAAUGAACUGAAACUUCUGACAGAGGAGAAGUUUGGAGAAACUGGUGAGCUUCCUGUGGUUGAUUCUGAGGAUGGAGUUUCCUUUAUCCUUGGGAAGGAAAGAAGUACAGAGAUUCACAGAGGGGAAAAAAAUGAUGACACUUUUGCGGAUGAAAAGCUGGCAGGAAAAGUUGUAUCAGAACAAGGAGUUAACAACCUUGAGCCGUUACAAACACCUGAAGGAUGUUCCAUUGAUGAUAGGCAAGGAAUGAAUUCCCGUGAUCCUAUACAUCUUAAAUAUUCUGCUGGUUCAGAUUAUUUUGAUUCGAUUCCUUCCUGCAAGGAUGAGAAUGGCACAUUGGUUCCUGCUGUCGAUCCAGAUUUGCCUUCUCCUGGUGAAGCAGUGAGUGGUGUACCUGCAAAGGUCCCCAAAUUUGGCUCUGCUAUUUUCUCAGCCACCGAGGACUCUGGGUGUAGUCAUACACAAAAUGAUUCAGGACCACGAAAGAGUAUAAUAGUUGUAGGAGCUGGUCCUGCUGGCUUAACUGCAGCACGCCACUUGCAACGCCAAGGUUUCAUUGUUACAGUUCUCGAGGCUAGAAGCAGAAUAGGUGGUCGUGUUUUUACAGACCAUUCAUCAUUAAGUGUUCCUGUAGAUCUUGGAGCUAGCAUCAUUACUGGUAUGGAGGCAGAUGUUGACACUGAAAGAAGACCUGAUCCUUCUUCAAUCAUUUGUUCUCAGUUGGGCCUCGAGCUGACUGUACUUAAUAGCGACUGUCCUCUUUAUGAUACUGUGACUGGUCAGAAAGUACCUGCAGAUCUAGAUGAAGCAUUGGAAGCAGAAUAUAAUAGCCUGCUUGAUGACAUGGUAAUGGUUGUUGCAGAGAAGGGGGAGUGUGCCAUGACAAUGUCUCUCGAAGAAGGUCUAGAAUAUAGCCUGAAGAGACGUCGUAUGGCCCACUCUGGACAAGAGGAUAUGGAAGUUCUACCUGUUAAACCUCAAGAUACAUCUGUUGCUUCUGAAGGUUUUGCUGUGGAUGAUGAAGUUUCAAAUGCUCAGGAUUCUGAAACAGAAGGUUUGAGUCCUUUGGAGAGGAGAGUUAUGGAUUGGCAUUUUGCGCACUUAGAGUAUGGUUGUGCUGCCUUGCUUAAAGAAGUCUCACUCCCAAACUGGAAUCAGGAUGAUGUAUAUGGGGGAUUUGGUGGAGCUCAUUGUAUGAUCAAAGGAGGUUAUAGUGCUGUUGUUGAAUCUCUUGCAAAAGGAAUUUGCAUUCACUUGGACCAUGUUGUCACGGAUAUUUCGUAUUGCACAAAGGAUUCUGGGACAAAUAAUAAUGUGCAUAAAAUGGUUAAAGUUUCUACAUCAAAUGGCAAAGAGUUUUCAGGAGACGCAGUCCUGGUCACAGUCCCACUUGGAUGCCUGAAAGCGGAAACGAUAAAAUUUUCACCGCCUUUGCCCCAAUGGAAAUAUCUAUCCAUCAAGAGACUUGGGUUUGGUGUUCUAAACAAAGUAGUCAUGGAGUUUCCUGAAGUAUUUUGGGAUGACACAAUUGAUUACUUUGGUGCUACUGCUGAAGAUACAAAUCAGCGGGGUUGGUGUUUUAUGUUCUGGAAUGUCAAGAAAACAGUUGGGGCACCUGUUCUUAUAGCCUUGGUUGUUGGUAAGGCUGCCAUAGAUGGACAAAAUAUUAGCUCGUCGGAUCAUGUGAGUCAUGCCUUGCUUGUUCUCCGGAAACUAUUUGGGGAACAUAAGGUUUCUCAUCCAGUUGCAUCUGUAGUGACUGACUGGGGAAGGGACCCUUACAGCUAUGGUGCUUACUCUUAUGUUGCUGUGGGAUCAUCAGGAGAAGACUAUGACAUCUUGGGAAGGCCGGUGGAGAACUGUUUAUUUUUUGCUGGUGAAGCCACUUGCAAAGAGCAUCCUGACACUGUUGGUGGUGCAAUGAUGAGUGGGCUUCGAGAGGCUGUACGCAUUAUUGAUAUAUUGAACACAGGAACUGAUUAUACUGCAGAGGUGGAGGCAAUGGAGGUUGCUAGAAGACAUUUGCAUAUUGAAAAGAGUGAAAUAAAGGACAUUAUCAGGAAGCUUGAUGCUAUAAAUUUCUCUGGUGCUUUCUGUAAGAAGUCUUUGGAUGGAUCCCAGAUCUCUUCUUGGGGCUAUGUGCUAAAGGAUAUGUUUUUCACUGCAAAAACUACAGCUGGGAGAUUGCAUCUAGCUAAAGAGUUGUUAAAACUUCCUGUUGGGUUUUUGAAGACAUUUGCUAGCACUAAAGAAGGGCUUAGCACCCUUAAUUCAUGGAUUCUUGAUUCCAUGGGGAAAGAUGGAACUCAGCUCUUGCGCCAUUGUGUCCGUCUCCUUGUACUUGUUUCAAAUGAUUUGCUUGCCGUUCGUUUAUCAGGUGUCGGAAAAACUGUAAAAGAGAAAGUCUGUGUACAUACCAGCCGUGAUAUAAGAGCCAUAGCUAGCCAGCUUGUGAGUGUGUGGGUUGAACUUUUCCGCAAGGAGAAGGCUUCUAAAGGGGGACGUAAAUUACUUAGGCAAUCAACUUCUCUUGAUUCGAAGAGCAAAUCUCCUCUAGUUUCUGGAAAACCACCGUUGCGCACACAUCAUGUUGACAGCAAGGGAAGUCCAAAAGUUUCUGCGUCUGCUGGGAACCAGUUCCCUUCCGGUGCAAGCAAUAAGAAAGUAAUCAAUGAACCUGUUAAAUCCGAUACAAGAAUUCACCCACAGUCAGAUGUUCAGCUCUCAAACUCUCAUGGUUCACUAGGAUGCAGCAAUGUCAGGGAGGAGGACAAUGAUGACAUUCCCAUGUCUGAGGAAGAAAAGGCUGCUUUUGCUGCUGCAGAAGCGGCCCGUGCUGCAGCAAUUGCUGCUGCCAAGGCAUAUGCUUCUUCCGGUGCCAUGCAUAAUGCAUCACGACAGCCUCCCAAGAUUCUUUCGUUUCACAAAUUUGCUAUGCGUGAACAAUCUGCUAAUAUGGAUGAGUCUGACAGUAGAAAGAACUGGCCUGGUGCAGGAAUAGGGAGGCAAGAUUGCUUAUCUGAAAUAGAUUCCAGGAACUGCAGGGUGAGAGAUUGGUCAGUUGAUUUUUCUGCUACUGGUGUACACCUGGGCAGUUCAAAAAUGUCGGUUGAUAAUCGUUCGCAGCGGAGCCAUUCGAAUGAGAUUGCUAAUCAGUUGAACAUCAGAGAGCACUCUGGGGAGAAUGCAGCUGUUGAUAGCAGCUUACUGACAAAAGCAUGGGUUGAUAGUGCUGGCAGCAUAGGGAUAAAAGAUUACAAUGCUAUUGAAAGAUGGCAAUGUCAAGCAGCAGCUGCUAGUUCGGGCUUCUCUCAUGGGACAAUGCACAUGACAGAUGACGAUGAGUCAAAUAUGAGCUUGAAAUUGCAUAAGAAUAAACAUGAUGCAGCAGCAAAUGAGAGCUUGGCUUCACAAGUUACAAUAAAACAAGAACCUAAAGGCAGUCAACCUAGAGGAGCAGAUCGAAUAAAACAAGCAGUUGUGGAUUAUGUGGCUUCAUUGCUCAUGCCUCUUUAUAAAGCAAGGAAAAUUGACAGGGACGGUUACAAGUCAAUAAUGAAAAAAACUGCCACCAAGGUCAUGGAACAGACUACUGAUGCUGAGAAAGCAAUGGCUGUUUUUGAGUUUCUUGAUUUCAAACGCAAAAACAAGAUCCGGGCAUUCGUGGACAUGUUGAUCGAGAGACACAUGGCAGUGAAGCCAGAGGCCAAAUCAGGAUCUUCUCAGAAGGAUUAGCUGGUGGUCCUGAGCACAAAAUUGAGAAGGCUGUUCCGCUUGUUAAAUCAUGGACCGCAGUUACUUAGAUUCAUGAAGUCCGCCGGUAGAUGGUACUUGUGCUUGCAUCUGUGGUGAAUCGUAUACUCUUCCCUUCAAAACUUGGGAAUAGCAAUCAUUUUAGUCAGAUAUGACUGAAUCAUGACAACUUAGCAAAGGGCUCAAAUGUUUGGACAUGGGUGGCAUCCAAAUCUUCUAUACAUUUUUCGUCCUCCAAUUGCCAAGCAGUCCUGUUAACAUGGGAUUGUUUUUUGGAAUUUGUUCAUUAUAAAUUAAACUUGUAUCUUUUAGGGUAGACAGUGGAGACCCCUAACUUUUUUCUCCAGGGACCCCUUAGAAGAGAAAUGACUUCUUUCUGACUUUUGUUAUGUGUACAGCUUAGAAUUGUUUCAUGGAAACAAAUAUACAGAGUUCUCCUUAACCAGCAGUACCUGUUCUUCUCUUCUCUAGUUCGUUUUACUUGUCUCCAGAAAAUAAGUGUUCAUCCUCCUUUUGUGUGUCUGUGGUCUUUAUUAAGAUUAGACUUAAAUAUGCAUUUUCCUUCUUGAUGGAAGUUCACAACCAUGUUAUCUAAUUGAGCAUACCUUGACUGCUUGUAUUGCUCUCUAUAUUUUAAGUCGGCAAAGGUCUGUGCGUUUGGAAGAGAUGGGUGUAAAGCUUUCUCUCUUUCCGCAAAAGCACAUAUGUCUAACAGGUAAUAUGAUUCUGAUUUAAUUGUCAUGCGAUGUUGUUUUUGAAGGGUGAGAUGCUAUAUGGUUUAUGUAAGUUUAAUGAUUACCAUCUUCUAGAACCUCAUGAUAUAGAAUAUUCAUCAAAUUGGAUUUAGCAUUUCUUGCUGGUUUUCCCGUAUUGUUGAGACAUUGAGCAUGCAAUGGAUGUAUGAGUUGGCAGUUUGCAAUCUUCUGCAUUUGUAUAUUCCCACUGAUUGCGCGCUUUUCGAAUCAUUGUAGUGGAAUUUGUUACCAUGAGCAUAAAAAGGGCAGCAAAUAAGAAAUUGCUUGAAUCUUACAGGCCCUUCUUACUGACUUUUAAUAAGUCAUAUAACAGAUGCAGUUCAAGCGUAGUUCCUUACAAGUAUGCUGAUGAUGAAUGCCACUGCAGGUAGAUUUUUUAUUUCAUUCUCUGCCAUUUUAUGUUUUUCGCAGCUGGUGGCGUUUGAGUGCUUGUAGCCUCUUUUCUAUCAGCUAGUCUUGUACCGGAAUUAGAUUCCUGGCAGGUUAGCAUAUUGUGGUGCCGUAUCUUUGCCAUUUUUAUGAUCCAUUCCAUCUCUAUCUUAUUUCUGCUCACACCUGUGUAACACAGAAGUCAUGGGUUAUAUUCGGUGCUUCAGGAAACGCAAAAUUUACUCGUGGGCAGGAGCAAGCGCUUCUACACUGGUCACUGUUCUCCGUUGCCAUACGGUUGAUCCAGGAGAAGCUUUCCACUUUCAAAAACUGGUAAAUUGCUCUGUUUUCCUCUAAAACAAUCUAAUCUCUUGAAUCCGUGCUUUUAGCUUCAGGAAACCUCGAGAUAAAAGUCGGCUACAAGUGUGGAGACCAGAAUCAGCCGCAACAUUGUCUUCACCAGGAGAUUUCAAACUCCAGCAUUACAUUUUCAAUACAUCCAUCACGUAUGCAUAUCAUAUCACAUUCAAAAGCCGGAUCCUGCCGUGGCAUGUUCAUUU